This is a messenger RNA of Acinonyx jubatus (cheetah), 1478 nucleotides long. It is a transcript of the gene NSMCE4A, whose product is annotated as NSE4 homolog A, SMC5-SMC6 complex component. The transcript has 11 exons. The coding region runs from base 141 to 1298 and encodes 385 amino acids. The record is from RefSeq and is a predicted model, not a curated record. Gene Ontology annotation, biological process: DNA repair. Lineage: Eukaryota; Metazoa; Chordata; Mammalia; Carnivora; Felidae. Gene Ontology annotation, cellular component: Smc5-Smc6 complex; nucleus.
CCUCCCGCCAGAGGCGUCGCUGUGCGCUGGCGCCGGCCCGGGAGCCGCGUUCCGCGGGGAGCGGGCGCUCGCGCCGAGCAGGGGUUUCAGUUUCUGGCGCGAACUUCCGCCGUUCCGAAGUUGCACGGCGAAUUGGCGCGAUGUCCGGGGACAGCAGCGGCCGCCGGUCCGAGGGCCGGGGCCGGGGCCGCGACCCGCACCGGGAUCGCACCCGCUCCCGCUCCCGCUCGCGGUCCCCGCUGUCGCCCGUGUCCCGCCGCGGCGCCGCGCCCGAGCGCAGGGAGGCCCCGGAGCGCCCGAGCCUGGAGGAGGCAGAGCCGUCGGAUUCCGGGGACGAGAUGGUGGACCCCGCGAGCUUGGAGGCGGAGACCGACCACGGCCUGUGCCGCCAGAUCCGCCAUCAGUACCGGGCGCUCAUCAACUCGGUCCAACAAAACCGAGAGGAUAUACUGAAUGCCAGCGACAAACUAACUGAGGUCCUUGAAGAGGCCAACACUCUGUUUAAUGGAGUGUCCCGGGCAAGAGAAGCAGUCCUGGAUGCCCAGUUUCUUGUUUUGGCUUCAGAUUUGGGCAAAGAGAAGGCAAAGCAGCUGCGUUCUGAUCUGAACUCGUUCGAUAUGUUGCGCUACGUUGAAACUCUACUGACACAUAUGGGUGUAAAUCCGCUAGAAGCUGAAGAACUCAUCCGUGAUGAAGAUAGUUCUGAUUUUGAAUUCAUAGUCUAUGACUCCUGGAAAAUAUCAGGCAAAACAGCAGAAAACACCUUUAAUAAAACCCAUACAUUCCACUUUCUGUUGGGUUCAAUACAAGGAGAGUUCCCUGUGCCAAAGCCACGAAGCGAUCGUCCGAGAAAAGGUCCCACGACAGAAGAGAAGAAGACCAUGCCUGACCAGUUAAGUGAAAUGGAAGAAUCUCAUCAAGAAGCAACAGAAAAGGAAGUGGAAAGAAUUUUGGGAUUAUUGCAGACCUAUUUCCGAGAGGAUCCUGAUACUCCUAUGUCCUUCUUUGACUUUGUGGUUGAUCCACAUUCUUUUCCCCGAACAGUGGAAAACAUCUUUCAUGUUUCCUUCAUUAUAAGGGAUGGUUUUGCAAGAAUAAAGCUUGACCAAGACCGACUGCCAAUAAUAGAGCCCGUUAAUAUUAAUGAAGAAAGUGAGGGAAUUGACCAAAACACCCAAAUUAGGAAUCAAGGAAUCAUAGCUUUGAGUUACCGAGACUGGGAGGAGAUCGUGAAGACCUUUGAGAUCUCAGAACCUGUGAUUGCUUCAGGCCAGAGCCAGCAGAGGCUAAGCGCCUGACGCCAGCAAAGGACUCAACUGGAUAGUGAAAUCCAAACAGGAAAGCAGCAUGUAUUGUAUAUAUUGUAUGAUUAAACAUUUUUAAAGACAGAUUGUUUUUAGUAAAAUGUAGCUUUUGAUAGUUAAUGAAUUGGUCCUGGUUGUCUUUGAUUAAAGGAAAUUCACUGCCAUAUUCACAAA